Molecule: messenger RNA, 3707 nt
Organism: Didymodactylos carnosus
Lineage: Eukaryota; Metazoa; Rotifera; Eurotatoria; Philodinida; Philodinidae
Source: the annotation of a GenBank genome assembly
AUCGAAUACUGCGUGCAAAAUAAUAGUUCGGUUCAAGUUGAAAAGUCAAACACGGAAAAUAAGGUGAACCAUACUUUUAGGGUCAAUUCGGCGCCAGUCCAACUUGUGAUCCUCUGAACUCUUCAGGGAAGCAGCCAAGUCAAACCUUUUAUCGAUCAGAAAGAAUCAGCAUUCGAAACUCUACAAAACCUGCUAUAUAUUAGAUCGAUAUGAAAUAGCCAUGUAAAAACCUGGACAAGUACCAUGGAAGUGCCCCUUACAAACAAUACUACGCCAUAACUAUCCAUGUCCACAGACUGAUUUACUUUGAUAGGUUGUCUUGUGCUCGUACAGAGAGAUAUUUGUGUUGUUUUGCAUUUGACAGAAUGUAUAGUUAACAUCAAGUGUUUUUGUCGUAUUUUUGUUUGAUUAUAUGGUCACCUGGUCUUCUUUAGAGUGACAAUUCUUUCAAUCAUUCAAUUCAAGAGUCUAGUGAAUCGCAGAUGAAUGUUAGUUGUUCUAUAUGGCGGCCUGUCCGCAGAUAACGCGAUGACACAUUUUCAGCGUCAAUGUUUACACUUAUGGGCAGGAAAAUGGAUCAGAAUGCUGAAAGAUUUCUAGACUAAAGUUAGCUUCUAACAUAAUUUUUCAGACAUCCACCUAAAAUCUCUCAUACUUAUAACUUGUUCUUCUGUUUUCAGCACUUCUGUCAUACUAAGGCUGAGAGAUAUAGCAUACUCUGAAAGUUUCAAGCAAUACAGUGUGCUCUUGAGCGAAUUAUGAAUGUUUGAUUCAACAUUGUGUACCGACAAAAACGGUUUUUUACCUUAAAACCAUCUCUGCAAAUUAUUUUUUUCAUCUUUAUUUUGCAAAAAAUAUUUUCACUAGUUACGUAAUGGCUAAAUGGCUCUGAUUUUCUCUAAAUGCGAUAUUGAUGAGAAUGUCCAUUAGAUAGGUUUUUAGCUAUAACGUAGGACUUUUGAAGCAUCAGAUGGAAAUUUUAAUCGAGGAUCUGGGUUGUUUAUCUACAGAUCUACAGUUAUGGUAACGCGAUGACAUCCUUUCAAUGCAUUCGAUAAGUUGCACACUGCAAAUAAAAGUUAUCUAAAGGAUAAAUCUAGCUCAUUUAUACUUGAAUUUUUGAUGUGUGAAACAAACUAGAGUGAGUGUGUCAUCGGUACAAAUUUACAGAUGGCUGCAAAUAAAAGUUUGAUGAUGCACGGGAUACCGUUAGCCAGACAAGCCGAUGGACAUUUCCUGAUAAGCUCAGAAAAUGAAAUGACUAGGAUGGAAAUAUAGAUAGAAUUACGUACUAUUGAAUAAAAAUUGCCAUAUUUUUCAAAAUGUUGCAUUUCUAUUUCUGUCGAUCAUUCAACGAUGGACUCUAAUUACGUUAAAAGCACAGCUAUUUAGCUGUAAAAGUGUAUUUUCUUUAAUUAAUCAGCAACAGAAUGGUAAUUUUUAGUUAUAGGCAGUAAUUUUGUAAUGAGUAAUAAUCAAAGACUGAAGUUUUCUAUUAAACUUUAGGCAAAGCGAGUUUUGCACAAGAGAGAAUUUGGUUAGAUGAACAAAUACGAUUUAAUCAACAACAAGAACAAAAAAAUUCUUGUGCAAUUUAUAAUAUUCCAUUAGUAGUAAAAGUAAUGAAUGGUACAAUAUUUAUAAAUAGAUUACGUCAAGCACUUCAUGCAAUAAUCAAAAAAAAUUUGAUAUUCAGAACUUAUUAUAAUUUGGAUGGAGAAUGUUUAAAACAGUUUAUAAAACCAAUAUCGGAUGAUGAACAGCAGUAUUAUUCAUUUAAUAUAAGUACCAUUUCAACCAAACAAGAAUUGCGGACAAUAUUAUUUGAAGAAGAAACAAAUCAACAAUAUUUUUGUUUACAUAAGGGCAUCGUAUUUCGAUGUCAUUUAAUUCAUUUUAAUAAAUCGAACGCUAAUCAAGAUGUAUUAAUAAAUGAUGAUGUAAUUUUGUUUAAUUUUCAUCAUAUUGCAUUCGACGGUAGUUCUUUUCAGUUAUUUUUUACAGACUUGAAAGAAGCUUAUAAAAGUAAUCAACUUAAUUUUAAUGAAUAUAAUUUGAAUUACAUUGAUUAUUCUUUACAUGAACAAAAUAUGAAUAUGAGUGAAGCUCAAGAAUAUUGGAAAGAAGUAUUAAAAGGAUACGAAGUAGACAAACAAUUAUCAUUACCCUAUGAUUAUCAAUUAUCGUCGACACAACAACGAAGUGGUAAAGGUUCUUCCAUAAUAUUUCAGCUAGAAAAAAGUCUAAUUGACAAAAUGUUAGAAUAUGCCCAACAAUCACAAGUGACAAUGUUUCAGCUAUGCUUAUUAUGUUAUUAUAUAUUUUUAUAUAAAUUAACAGGUGGUGAGAAAGAUUUAUGUAUUGGAAGUAUGAAUGAAAAUCGUUAUCGUCAAGAAUUACAUAAUAUAAUUGGAAUACAUAUUAGAAUAUUCCUAUUUUCCAUAUCAACAAAUUAUUCAAUUACAUCGAACAAAACAUUACAAUCAUUACUCCCAUUUAUUCAAACCAUAUUUCAAUUUGAAUCAUCAAGUCAAUUGAGUAAUGACAUCGGUUUAGAUGAAAAUAUUCUAUGUCAACUAGUAGAUGAUAAUAAUAAUACGGUAGCUAAAUUUGAUUUAUCGUUACUGAUGAAAUAUGAUACUAUUGAUAAAUCGUUAAUCUGUUCAUUAGAAUAUACGUAUGAUCUAUUUAAAACGGCAACAGCCCAAACAAUUUGUGAAAGAUUUCAAAUUUUAUUACAACAAUUAUUUAAUAACUCAUCAUUUGAUCUUGAAAAUCAACUGAUUUAUGAAUUAUCUAUUUUAUUACCACAAGAAAUUAAACUAUUACAAGAUAUAAAUAAUACUACCCAUAUUGAUUUUAAUGAUACUAAAAUAAAAUGUAUUCAUCACGAAUUUUUCCAACAAUCAAUAAGAUAUUCACAAAAACUAGCUAUUAUAUUAGAUGAUCAAUCAUUGACAUAUGAAGAAGUUUUAUAUUAUGUACAAAAAUUAUCCUGGUAUUUGAUUAAUGUAUGCAGCGUUCAAAAUGGUGACAUUAUUUGUGUUUGUGUACAAAGAAGUAUUGAAUUUGUUAUCGGAAUUCUAGCCAUAUUAACAUGUGGUUGUUCAUAUUGUCCAUUGAACAUAAACGAUCCAGUUAGUCGUUUGAAUAUAUUAAUUAAAGAAACCCGAACACAUUGUGUACUCUUACAUUCAAGAACGGAAAAUAAACUAUUAGACUGUAUUACUGAUAAUGACGAUGUUAAAUUUGUUAAUAUAGAACAGGUUAUUUAUUCUAGUGAAUCAUGUCAUUCUAGCAAAGAGUUAAAUAUCUUUUCAAGCAAACAAGUAACAACAGAUGAUAUUGCAUAUGUUAUAUUUACAUCGGGUUCAACUGGUAAACCAAAGGCUGUUCAAAUUCGUCAUAGAAAUUUUAUUUCUUAUAUGCGAUCAUUAAAACAAUUAAAAUUAAUAACUGAAAAUGAUACUGUCAUACAACUGGCACAAUGUUCUUUUGAUGUUCAUUUAGAAGAAGUUGUAGGAUCAUUAAUUCUGGGUGCAACUGUGAUCAUGUUACAAUCUAAUAAAAAUAUGGACAUUGAUUAUUUACUAAAUAUUAUUAGGUAUCAAAAAGCAACAUACAUAAGUCUUACACCAACAUUCAUCAUUAUUCUAUGUGAUUUUCUGCAAGAAACUAAGAAGUAUAAUUCUAUUCAAUCACUGUGA